This is a messenger RNA of Haliotis rubra (blacklip abalone), 645 nucleotides long. Its product is annotated as mannan endo-1,4-beta-mannosidase-like. Gene Ontology annotation, biological process: substituted mannan metabolic process. The coding region runs from base 1 to 645 and encodes 214 amino acids. Lineage: Eukaryota; Metazoa; Mollusca; Gastropoda; Lepetellida; Haliotidae. Gene Ontology annotation, molecular function: mannan endo-1,4-beta-mannosidase activity. The record is from RefSeq and is a predicted model, not a curated record. The transcript has 2 exons.
AUGAAAGUUGUGACCUACCUGGUGAAGAAAGCCCACGCCAGAGGUCAGGUUAUUACCGUCUGUCAGCACAACAACAACCCAGUGUCUGGGGGAUCCUUCAGACUAAGCUGGGACAACGGCACUGUGAUCCACACACUCAGGCGCUCACUGCCCGGUGGGGAUGCCCAUGCUAAUUACAAGGCCAACUUGGACAAAAUCGCUUCCUGGGCCAACACCCUGAAGGACGCUAAUGGGAAGUCCAUCCCCAUCAUCUACCGACUGUUCCACGAGAUGGACGGUGAUUGGUUCUGGUGGGGCAUGAACAACAGGUGCCACAACACACCCAAGGAUGUACGAGAUAUCUUGAAAUACACCGUUUCCUACCUCAGGGACGUGAAGGGGGUCCAUAACUUCCUGUACAACUUUGCCAUCGAGUGCUUGUCGAACACAGACAAUUUUCACAUGCUGUACCCAGGGGAUGACUACAUUGACAUCAUUGCUGUCGACUACUACUACAAAUUUACCCCGACCACAACAAAGGAAGCCUUGAAGACCAAUCUUGCAAACCUUGUAGACAUAGCCGAAACAAGAGGGAAGAUUCCAGCUAUAGCAGAGGCUGAUCCGGACAAUGUCCUCAAGGAGAGUCUUAAUGGACGUCUUGAUUAG